UUUAGGGCCUAGGGCUUGAUAUCUUCUCCCUCGCCUCUCCUUUCUUCUAUUCCGAGUUCGACUGUGCCCUGCUCUACGGGUAAGCCCCAUGGAAAUGGAAAUCGACGCUCCGACGCCGGUCAGAGACAGUGAUCUCUUCAAAGCGGCGGAAUCCGGAGAUUCUUCUGUUUUCCGCUCUCUUUCGCCGGAACAGAUCUCGAAAUCUCUGUCUCUCAGAGAUGACGACGGUCGCUCUCUCCUUCAUGUUGCCGUCUCCUUCUCUCACCCUGAGGUAGUGAAGUUACUCUCAGAUGCGGAUGAAUCGAAGAGUGUAGUCAACAGCAAGGAUGAGGAAGGAUGGGCCCCUCUACAUUCCGCUGCUAGCAUCGGCAAUACCGAGCUCGUUGACAUAUUAUUGAGCAGGGGGGCUGAUGUGAAUCUCAAGAACGAUGGCGGUCGGACUGCCCUGCACUAUGCUGCAAGCAAAGGAUGGCUGAAAAUCGUUCAGCUUCUGUUAUCACACGGUGCAAAGAUUAACAUCACCGACAAGGUCGGUUGCACGCCGCUACACAGGGCAGCAAGCACGGGUAAGUCGGAAGUUUGUGAACUUCUGAUUGAAGAAGGUGCAGAUAUCGAUGCUACUGACAAAGCAGGGCAAACCCCUCUAAUGCAUUCAGUGAUCUGUUUUCACAAAGAGGUAGCUUUGCUGUUGAUAAGACAUGGAGCAGAUGUUGACGUGGAAGACAAGGAAGGUUACACUGUGCUCGGCCGAGCUUCGGCCGAUUUCAGACCGACACUUCUUGAUGCAGCCAAGGCCAUGCUUGAAGGAUGAACCCUUCCUUACUCUUUUGUGAAUUUUGAUAGGUAAAGAAGCCACCACUUUGGCCCUUUUUGAUUCAAGAAAUUGUGGCAUUAUAAUGGAAACUUUAUUCUCUUUGAAUAUUAUGGUUUUAAUAAUAGUAGUUGAUUUAA
Tarenaya hassleriana is the source of this 951-nucleotide messenger RNA. Its product is annotated as 26S proteasome non-ATPase regulatory subunit 10. The record is from RefSeq and is a predicted model, not a curated record. The transcript is spliced from 5 exons. Gene Ontology annotation, cellular component: cytoplasm; nucleus. Gene Ontology annotation, molecular function: protein binding. Lineage: Eukaryota; Viridiplantae; Streptophyta; Magnoliopsida; Brassicales; Cleomaceae. Bases 89 to 811 code for a protein of 240 amino acids.